Gastrolobium bilobum is the source of this 1458-nucleotide messenger RNA. Its product is annotated as microtubule-destabilizing protein 60-like. The transcript is spliced from 8 exons. NCBI's taxonomy places the organism in Eukaryota, Viridiplantae, Streptophyta, Magnoliopsida, Fabales, Fabaceae. Gene Ontology annotation, molecular function: microtubule binding; protein kinase activator activity. Gene Ontology annotation, cellular component: nuclear microtubule; mitotic spindle. Bases 1 to 1458 code for a protein of 485 amino acids. The record is from RefSeq and is a predicted model, not a curated record. Gene Ontology annotation, biological process: activation of protein kinase activity; regulation of mitotic spindle organization; mitotic spindle assembly.
AUGGCCACCAAGAACGCCGGUGUAGCAAGAAUGAAGAAUCUAGAAUCAUCCAAAUAUGCUGAGAAUUUCAACCCAAACGUUAGCGAUGAACAAAGCCCAGGUAAACAACCCUUGUUAUUCUCAAACACUUGUUCUUCCAACAACAAGUCACAGAAGAAAUCCAAGAAGGCCAACCCAGUUGGUUAUUCUUCCCCUCAGAACAGGAUCAGGCAGAGGAAGUUCGUGGUGGCAAAGAAGAACAAGGAAGGGGAAGGUGUUGUUGCUGCCUCCUCCUCAACGGUGUCGUCUUGCAAGUGCAAAGAGAACAAAAGUGGUGGUGGCAACGAUGGAAACAAGAGCAAGUGUCUCUGUGUGGCUUACCAGAAUCUGAGGAAGUCCCAAGAAGAGUUCUUCAAGAACCGCCCUGAUGAUGAUGAUGAAGGAGCUGCUGAGACUGAGAGUGUUCUUCAAGAAGAACAAGAAGAAUUGGGAAACAGUGAUGUAUGUGAGUCAGAACCUGCGAAUCAAGAAGGUAAUUUGAUAAUGAAACGUACAAGGGAGAGAAUGAUGGAAGAUGGAAAAGAGAUUGUUCCUCAAAGUGGGUCUGGGAAAGUAAUGAAUUUGGUGAAGGCCUUUGAGAAGCUUCUCUCUAUACCAACUUCCAAGGAUGAGGAUCACAAGGAGGAACCUCAAGAGAAUAACAAGGUGAUGAAGUGGCCAAUGCCAGGGUUUCAGAUUCCUAAAGAAUCUGAAACUGAGGUUGCUGUUUCUUCAUUUUGCCCACCAAACAUGACUUUGACACCCGAAAACCUUGGCUUGGAUCCACGCGUCUCGGUUUCUUCUUCUUGGGAUAGCAGCCGUGCAAGCUGCAGUGUGUCUAGCGAUCGAAGAAGCAGGAGAAAUAGCCUGGAAUCUUCAACCACUUUUGGGGGAAGGAAGUGGAGAAAGAAGCACAAGAAAGUCACCAGCCAAAAACCAUUCAAGCUAAGGACUGAGCAAAGGGGAAAGUUGAAAGAGGAAGAAUUUGUGAAGAAGAUACAAGAGAUGGUAACUGAAGAAGAGAAGCAGCGGAUACCUGUUGCACAGGGUCUUCCUUGGACAACAGAUGAACCAGAGUGCUUGGUAAAACCUCCAGUGAAAGAAAUCACAAUGCCUAUUGACCUGAAGCUUCACAGUGAUGUGCGGGCAAUGGAUCGCGCUGAGUUUGACCAUCAGGUGGCAGAAAAAUUGUGCUUAAUAGAGCAAUACAAAUUGGAAAAGGAGAGACAACAGAAGUUGGCAGAAGAGGAAGAACUCAGAAGGUUGAGGAAGGAACUAGUUCCAAAAGCACAGCCCAUGCCAUAUUUUGAUAGACCUUUUAUCCCAAGGAGGUCGAUGAAGAAUCCAACGAUACCUAGAGAACCCAAAUUUAAUAAGAAGAUUAAGUGCAGCUUUUCAUCAUGGAAUGACAUAAGCCCCUAUUCCUCCUACCUUAACUGA